Messenger RNA from Oryzias latipes (Japanese medaka), 4399 nucleotides. It is a transcript of the gene tecpr1b, whose product is annotated as tectonin beta-propeller repeat containing 1b. The record is from RefSeq and is a predicted model, not a curated record. Gene Ontology annotation, cellular component: membrane. Lineage: Eukaryota; Metazoa; Chordata; Actinopteri; Beloniformes; Adrianichthyidae.
AAUCAGGGACGCACUUCCUCCAUUUCCUGUUGUGGAGCCGGAGUUGGACGGGGCAAGUCUCUGGUCCAGAAUAUGAAUCAAAUUCCUUGGUUUGCAUGAACGGUUUUCCUUUUUUUUGUUUCCAUAAGAGGUGAUGUUCGCAGCCGAGCAGCAUGCCCUGCGACAGGGAGCCGGCAUGUAUCGCUUGCUGCACCUGAUAUCAUGACGCGUUACUUGCUAUUUCCUUGACAACAGAGGAUCUUAAGUAUUCAGGACCACCAUGCCGAUCACUCUGCUGUGGGCCGUGGAUGUGUACGGCAGGGUGUACAGCCUCUCCACAGCCGGCCAGAGCUGGGUGCGCGCUGACGACAUGCUGCUGGAGCUGAAGCGGGUCACGGCGGGGAAGGACCGCUGCUGGGGCAUCGGCUGUGAUCAUCAUGUUUACCUGAAUAUAAUCCCCAGCGAGACCCCCAUCCGCUACCGGGAGGAGACCUAUGAGAACCAGCGGUGGAACCCUGUGGACGGCUUCACUGAUGUGCUGCUCCCCACUGACCGCUGGCCGUGGAGCGAUGUGACUGGGAUGAAUCCCCAGCCGCUCCACAGCUUCCAGCUCCCCUCCCGCAGCUGGGAGUGGGAGGGAGACUGGUACGUGGAUCAGAGCUGUGGGGGGGAACCCAGCCAGACCGGGGGCUGGGAGUACGCUGUUGAUUUCCCAGCAAACUUCUCUCCAGAGAAAAAGUGGAACUCUUGCGUCCGCCGGAGGCGAUGGAUCCGUUAUAGAAGAUAUACAGCACAAGGAACCUGGGCGAAAAUCCCCCUGGAAAAUCCCAGGAAGCCCCCACUGCCACUCUGUGACAUCAGCUGUGGAGGAUGGGAGAUGAGCGACCAGUCUGGGAGGUAUCCUUAUCUCUGGGGGGUGACGCAACAAGGACAGGUGUGGUUCAGAGAGGGCAUCCACCCUCGUGUCCCAGAGGGAACCAGCUGGGAAGAAAUUGAAGUGCCCAAAGAGGUUGCUCAGUUAUCAGCAGGCCCGGGGGACCUUCUGUGGGCUUUACUGUGGGACGGGAACCUGCUGGUCCGCACCGGCCUGAGCCUGGACAGCCCAACUGGGACUUCCUGGGUAGAUGUGGAACCGCCGGGGAAAGAGAUCGAAGCGCUCCACGUGUCUGUUGGAGUCAGCGUGGUUUGGGUGGUGACUAAAGACUACAAGGUGUGGUUCAGGCGCGGGGUGAACUCCCACAACCCCUGUGGCUCCGGCUGGAUCAGCAUCGGCGGGGAGAUGAUGAUGGUGGACGUCGGGCUAAACGAUCAGGUGUGGGCGGUGGGGGAGGACCGUGGCUUGUAUUUUAGGAUGGGUGUGACUCUGUCAGAGCCAAGUGGAAAUGGCUGGAUUCCCGUGUCUGCACAGUGGGGCAGCAGUAAGGAGGUUAUUCCACCCAGGGAGGAUUGUGAGCUGAGCGGCCCGCUGACCGAGGCCUCUCAAGGCUCAGUGCUCAGCUGCACCGACUCAGACUCAGAGUUUGGACCUACAGACCCUCACAGCCCUGUAGACACCCCAGUCACGGAGGCAGAAGCCUCCUCUGUAGUCUCAUCCCAAGAAGGGAAAGUCUCAGUCUCAGCCUCCCAACAAGAUGCCCCGAAAGCUUUCAUCCCUGCCAGUGACAGCUUCAUCAACAGCCUGGUCUCUGACCGGGACAGGCCUGUGGUGCAGCCAGCCACUGUCACAGAGGCCCUCCAAGAAGAGGGUGAGGAGCUUCUGCCCCCAGCCCCGGUCCUCCCAACGCCUCAAGCUGCAGAUGUCCCGUGGAUGAAUGUAGACCUGGAGGGGGCGGAGGCGGCUCGGAACGCACAGGUGUCGGGACGCUUGUUGAGCGACACUCCUGCAGCCAUCACCUACGAUUUGGGGACUCUGGAGGGCUCGCAACGGGUCGGGGAGGAGGACGGGCCAGUGUGGGCCUGGAUCUCCGGCGGAGGCUGCGACGUGGACGUGGGCUCGCAGAUCAGCUGGCUAAGUCCUUCUGGACCUCUCCCCAGCUCCUUGUCCCUGACUCCGGUCCAGUCGGCAGCCUGGAGCGAGCAGCCUCAGCAAACGGAACCCCGACAGGAGAUCAGCAAGAAACCCCUGGAGAGAAGCAACUCGGUGUGGGUUCGGAAAGGCUCCCUGCGAUGGUGGAGAGACUGGAAGCCGCAGCGCUGGCUGGACGUGGGCGUCGCCCUGGAGCAAUCCACCAGACCUGACGGCAGGAAAGACAGCAUUUUCUUUGUUUAUUACACACAGUAUGAUGAGAAAAAGUAUCUCCACGUGUUCAUACAUGAAGUGACGGCGCUGGUGCCGCUGCUACGAGACGACCACUUCGCCUUUGCCCUGUACACAGCAGAGAGGACCAAACAGAGGUGGCCUCUGGUCUUGGCGGCCCAAACGGAGCAGGACAUGAACAACUGGUUGGAGCUGCUGUCCGGCUCCUGCUGCAAGGGUCGAGGCAUCGCAGGACCCCCAUCCAGACAGGCUGUGUGGUCCACCACCACAAAGGGAGACCUCAUGGUCCACGAGCCGUGCUUCUCCCUGGAAGCCUCCGCCAACGCCAUGCCCUGUGACCUCAUGUUUUGGCGGCAGGUCCCGGGUCACCUGCGCUGUGUAGAGUCUAACAGUCUGGGGCUGGUGUGGGGUGUCGGGUGGGACGGCACCGCCUGGGUCUACACCGGACACUGUGGGCCCAAUGCGGUCGCCCAGACCCAUGAGCAAUCCGAUGUCAGGAGCGUGCACGUGUAUGAGAAUCAGAGGUGGAACCCCGUGACCGGAUACACCGACAAAGGACUUCCCACCGACCGGCCCAUGUGGAGCGAUGAAGGCGGGCUGAAGGAGUGCACCAAAGCCAACACCACCCCUCCUUCCCCGCAGUGGUCAUGGGUGUCAGAAUGGACCGUGGACGACAGAGUCCCUGGCGGGACGGACAAAGAGGGGUGGCAGUACGCGGCAGACUUCCCCACGACGUUUCACGGCCACAAAACUAUGAAGGACUUUGUCAGGCGCAGACGAUGGACCAGGAAGUGUAAGAUCACCGUGAGAGGCCCGUGGAAGCAGGUCCCGCCCAUCCGCCUGAGUGACAUCUCCAUCAUGCCCUGUCUGGCCCAGAGCCGGAUGGAGCAGGUCCCUGUGUGGGCCAUCAGCGACAAGGGAGAUGUGCUGUGUCGGCUGGGGGUGACCCCCCAGAAUCCCGCGGGCGGCUCCUGGCUCCACGUGGGCACAGACCAACCCUUCAAAUCCAUCUCCAUUGGUGGAGCCAACCAGGUGUGGGCCAUCGCCAGGGAUGGAGCCGUGUUUUACAGGGGAUCCGUGUCGCCGCAAAACCCUGCAGGAGAAUGCUGGUACCACAUCCCCUCCCCUCUGAGACAGACCCUCAGACAGCUGUCGGUUGGACGGACGUCCGUCUUCGCUGUGGAUGAAAACAGUAACCUGUGGUACAGACAGGGCCUCACCCCCAGCUACCCCCAGGGGUCUGCCUGGGAGCUCAUCUCGAACAACGUCACCAAAGUCUCGGUGGGCCCGCUGGACCAGGUUUGGGUCAUUGCUGAUGGAAUUCCAGGCUUCCCCGCGGAGACUCCAGGAGCAGUCUGCCAUAGGGUGGGUGUGGGGCCCAUGCAGCCCAAGGGCCAGUCCUGGGACUACGGCAUAGGGGGAGGCUGGGAGCACAUCAGCGUGAGGGGGAACUCGGUGGAGGCGCCUCGGAGUCCCCACCCUCCUCCGCUGGGGCCAGCCCGCAGCCCAGCCCCGCAGAGAACGGUGAACGGGAGUGCCGUGUGUGUGUAGUCAACGUUGCCGCCGUCUUCCUCUGGCCCCGUUUGUGCCUGGAUCUGCGUUCGCCUCCUGGAAUCAUUCCCUAAUUCCCCUUCGUGUGGAGGGACCGCACAACCGGACAGUUCUGGACGAGUGGAUGAGUGUUGGAGCCUGGCUGGGUUUCCUGGAUUCAGCAAAAGGGGGUGCAUGUGUGUGUCUGUACGACUGCUAGGAAUCAUGGGACGGAGCAAUAGCUUUUAUUUAUUCACCCAACGUGAGGAGGCAUUUCAGUGAAGGGCUAAUUUACAGUCAUGGCUGCUGCAGCCUGAAAUCUGUCGUUUGUUUGCAUGUGGUUUCAAUUCAGAGGAUUUGUUGGUUGAAGUGUUUCUCAGUUUGUGUUUGCUUUAGUGUGUUCUUUAUUUUUGUCCCCUCUCUCCCAGUCCACUACAACAUGCCUUCUGAGGGCUUUUUUUUCAAGAUCUAACUCUUUUUCCUGUGUGGGAACACUUCGCUGCCCUGCAAUAAAACCUUCUUCCUGCUGGAAGAAGAAUCUGGUCACUGGAACCAUUGAGAGCCACGGCGGCUGUGAACGCAACCCAGCCGCACAAUCAUGGAGAUGCUAAAUUAAAGUCUGAAUGUGCUCGA